GGUUUUUCAAAAUCAUUCCGAGCUUUUCAAAGUUUUUUUCAUACGGCUUUUUUUUCGCGAGCUUUCGAAGUAAUUUUACGAAUGUUAAAUGGCCGGAGUCUUAUUCGAAGACAUAUUCAACGUUAAAGACAUCGAUCCCGAUGGAAAACAGUUCGAUCGUGUCAGCAGAUUACACUGCGAAUCGGAGUCGUUCAAGAUGGAUUUAGUGUUGGAUGUGAACACGUGGAUGUACCCGAUGGAAUUGGGUGAUAAAUUUCGUCUGGUAUUGGCCCUCACAUUGAGAGAAGAUGGAUACCCAGACACCGGAGAAUAUAAUCCGAUUGAAUUGGAACAACCUUCGAGAGCAGAUAGUUUCGAAUAUAUCAUGUAUGGAAAAAUAUACAGAAUCGAAGGAAACGAGAAUGCACGUGAACCGAACAAAAACAAACUAUCGGCUUACGUUUCGUUCGGAGGAUUACUUAUGAAAUUGCAAGGAGACCCGAAUAAUUUACACGGAUUCGAAGCUGAUCAACAGAUAUACCUUUUGAUGAAGAAAUUAGCCUUUUAGAAACGACCGUGUUGCGUAUUUUUCGUUCGGUUUCUUCUUUUUAUUGUACUUAUGGAUGAUUGUGUUUAUUUCUGAUACUUGUUCUAAUUGUAAAUAAAUUUUGUAUUUUUUUUAGUAUAUAAA
Planococcus citri (citrus mealybug) is the source of this 670-nucleotide messenger RNA. It is a transcript of the gene Rpb8, whose product is annotated as DNA-directed RNA polymerases I, II, and III subunit Rpb8. Gene Ontology annotation, biological process: DNA-templated transcription. The record is from RefSeq and is a predicted model, not a curated record. Gene Ontology annotation, cellular component: RNA polymerase II, core complex; RNA polymerase III complex; RNA polymerase I complex. The transcript has 4 exons. NCBI's taxonomy places the organism in Eukaryota, Metazoa, Arthropoda, Insecta, Hemiptera, Pseudococcidae. Bases 89 to 547 code for a protein of 152 amino acids.